UACAUAUAGAUAUCAAUCACAGUGUCGUUCUUUUGAAACGUGAUUAGAUUAUUCACUUGAUAUCAGUGUAAAUUAAUCUGUCAAGCAUGGAUCGAAUUUCCAUGAAAUUAAAAAAUCUUCAUUUAAUUCUAAAGUAUUCUCAUACAAAAUGAAUAAAAGUUUUAAAGGUUAACAUGCAAAUUAGUUAACAAUGAAAUUUUUAUAAAGCGCCAUUUUUAGUUUUCAAUGUACUUUUAAGAGAGAGAGAGAGAGAGAGAGAGAAAGAGGGGAAAAAGACAAUUAGUGAACGAGAAGGAAGCAUUGCACAUAUACAUAGAUAGAUGGCCGCCAUUUUUGAGACGAAUACUUGAUUGCAAAAAUUUUACUUUAUUUGGUUUCAUAUCUGACAAACUGUGAUUGUUGAAGGAAGUCAUAAGUAUCAAAUGACAUACAUAGAUGUAUUUUAAUCUUUUGUUGGAGUAUUAAAUUUUUCAUGUGCAUAUAUUAGUACUUUUAAGGGGUUAUUAAGGUACAUUUUGUAGUAUAAUUAUUAACACCCUCAAUAGUACUAAAAGAAUGCAGUUAGUAUUGGAAUAUCACAUAUAUAUACAGUAAAUGAGGAAACAAAUCCAAAGUGAACGUUGAUGAAAUAUUGUGUGUGAUGGAGGUGGAAAGUGCAAAAGGAAAUGAAGUGCGAUAACUUAAAAACAUGAAGAAAAUCCAUGGUAGAAUGGUAAAACAAAGUUCAGCAGAGGGGAUUGGAGUGAAGAAAUUUAUUUAUUACUUAGUGAACGUUGAAAAAGAAGUCUGACUGAUCAAACUAUUAGCUGGGAUAAAAUUUAAUAGAAAAACAUUGAUCAAAACAUAUAAAUUAAAUACUGCCGCUGAGUCAUUUUAUAUAAAGCUACAAUAUGACGUAAAAUUGUAUAAAUUAAAUAAAUAUUUUAAAGAAAUAAUUCAUAACUAUUGCACGUGGAAAAUUAACUUCUUAUUCAUAUAAAAAAGAUUAAUAUCAAAAAUAUAAUCACAUAAAUAAUUUGCUAAGUGAAUAAUUCGAAUUUACGUUAAAAAUAAAAAAUUAGAUAAUGUGUCGUCGAAUAAUACUCUUUGGGCUUCUUUUGCUCUUUAUUGCAAAUAACGCCUAUUGUAGUUUAAACAUUGAUGAGUUAAUAGAACCAAAUAUCCGACGCCGUCCUAUCUAUACUAAUCAUUUUGCUGUGCAUAUUCCGGAUGGGCCAGCUGUGGCAGCUGCAAUAGCUUCCAAGCAUGGAUUCAAUAAUAUUGGUCAGAUUGGCUCUCUAAAAAACUACUAUCUUUUUACACACAAUCAUGUGCGUAAACGAUCAUUAGACACCAGUGAGCACCAUCAUAAGCUUUUAAAAGACGAUCCACAAAUACUUUGGUUUCAACAACAACAUGAAAAACGACGCAAAAAACGGGAUUACAAUAUUUCACCGUUCAAUUUUGGUAGUUUUCCUAGUUUUUUGGAUGACUAUUCACCAGCGAGAUUUCGUCAAGCUUUUCAUCAUCAACGUAAUCGAGGGGUGUUGCAUGAAAAUGUCUUUACUGAUCCACUGUUUAGAGAACAAUGGUAUUUGAAUGGUGGAGCCAAAGACGGUUUUGAUAUGAACGUCGGUCCAGCCUGGCAAAAAAAUUAUACGGGAAAAGGUGUUGUCGUAUCCAUAUUGGAUGACGGAAUUCAAACGAAUCAUCCAGAUUUAGCAUUGAAUUAUGAUCACGAUGCAAGUACUGAUAUUAAUGAUAAUGAUGAUGAUCCAAUGCCUCGUGAUAAUGGAGAUAACAAACAUGGUACGCGAUGCGCUGGUGAAGUGGCUGCCGUUGCUUUUAAUCAGUACUGUGGAGUAGGAAUUGCCUAUAAUGCAAACAUUGGAGGUGUAAGAAUGUUAGAUGGCCCAGUGAAUGAUGCAGUAGAAGCCCGAGCUCUAGGCUUGAACCCUGACCACAUUGACAUCUACUCGGCGUCAUGGGGACCUGAGGAUGAUGGUAAAACAGUUGAUGGACCUGGACCUCUAGCUCGGCGAGCGUUUAUAUAUGGAGUAACAAGUGGUCGUAAAGGCAAAGGAUCCAUUUUUGUUUGGGCGUCGGGUAAUGGUGGUCGUCACACUGAUUCCUGUAACUGUGAUGGAUACACCAAUAGUAUCUUUACUUUAUCUAUAUCUAGUGCUACUCAAGGAGGAUACAAACCUUGGUAUCUAGAAGAAUGUAGUUCAACGUUAGCAUCUACAUAUUCGUCCGGAACUCCUGGAAAUGAUAAAAGUGUCGCUACGGUCGACAUGGACGGAAAACUUCGACCAGAUCAUAUAUGCACUGUUGAACAUACUGGAACUUCUGCUUCUGCUCCUCUGGCUGCUGGUAUUGCAGCAUUAGCUCUUGAAGCAAAUCCUAGUUUGACGUGGAGAGAUAUGCAAUAUUUAGUUGUUUUAACCUCCAGAUCAGAACCACUCGAAAAAGAGCCGGGAUGGAUUUUGAAUGGAGUGAAAAGAAAAGUUUCUCAUAAAUUCGGUUAUGGGUUAAUGGAUGCUGGUGCUAUGGUUGAAUUGGCUGAACAGUGGAUCAACGUUCCACCACAGCAUAUAUGUAAAUCACAAGAAAUAAACGAAGAUAGGCCCAUAGAUCCUACUUUAGGUUAUACUCUCAGUGUUUAUAUGGAUGUCAGUGGUUGUGCCGGGACAAUUAAUGAAGUUCGUUUUUUGGAGCACGUUCAAUGUAAGAUAUCAUUAAGAUUUUUUCCCCGGGGGAAUCUGCGCUUAUUACUUACUUCGCCUAUGGGGACGGUGUCAACAUUGCUUUUCGAAAGACCUAGAGAUGUUCUUAGUGCUAAUUUUGAUGAUUGGCCAUUUUUAAGUGUCCAUUUCUGGGGUGAAAAAGCAGAUGGUCGAUGGACAUUACAAAUUAUAAACGCCGGAAUAAGACGUGUGAAUACAGCUGGUAUCCUAAAAAAAUGGCAACUAAUAUUCUAUGGCACUGCUUCGAACCCAAUUCGGAUACGAACGCAAUUUAACCCGACUUUUGUUAAUUCAUACUCUGGAGCCACAUCAAAUAUUCAAGAGUCUUUGGCGUCUCUCGAUGGUUCUGCUUCAUCAAUUCUUACAAAUCGUUUAUCUAAUAACAAUAUUCCCAGUGAUAUAUCUAGAUCAUUACAAAGUUCCCUUGAUCCAUCAAAGCAGGUAUUGCAUAAUUGUGACCCUCAAUGUGAUGACCAAGGUUGUUACGGUACUGGACCUACCGAGUGUAUUUCAUGCAAAAACUAUAGACUUGAUAACAUGUGCGUGAGCCGAUGUCCGCCAAGAAGUUUUCCAAAUCAAGGUGGCGUAUGCUGGCCUUGUCAUGAAUCUUGUGAAACUUGUGCUGGUGCAGGCCAAGAUUCUUGUCUCUCUUGUGCACCAGCUCAUUUAAGAGUCAUUGAUCUUGCAGUUUGUCUCCAACAAUGUCCUGAAGGAUAUUACGAAAAUGUCGAAAAUAGUACUUGUGUUCCAUGUGAAGCGAAUUGUGCAAGUUGUCAAGAUCGACCAAGCCAUUGCACAAGUUGUGAGCAUCAUCUUGUAAUGUAUGAGAAUCAAUGUUACGCUGCUUGUCCUCUUUACACAUUUGAAACACAAGAUUAUAAUUGUGCACCAUGUCAUCCUAAUUGUGAGACAUGUAAUGGUACUGCUCAAGAUCAAUGUAUUAGUUGUAAACCCGGAUAUUUUUCAUUAAAUGGCGAAUGUCAUAGUAUGUGUCCAGCUGGUUAUAGCGCUGAUAAAAAACGUCGUGAAUGCGUACCUUGUCCUUUAGGAUGUAAAAGUUGUUCAACGGGAAGCUGUUUUAGUUGUAUUAACGGUUGGAGUUUGACUAAAAAAAGCCAAUGUGCACCUGAAAAUCGUAACAAAUGUGAUUCUUCGGAAUAUUAUGAUAAUGGUCAUUGUAAAUUAUGCCAUUCUACCUGUGAAACAUGCGCUGGUCCAACUGAAAAUUUCUGUAUAUCGUGUUCGAGCCCAUUAAUUCUCCAAAAUCACGAGUGUGUUCCUCAGUGUGAUGAUGGUUAUUAUUUACUUGCUCAAUCUUCACGAUCUAUAUGCUCGCCAUGUCUUCAUACUUGUAAAACUUGUGUAUCACGACUAAACUGUACUGCUUGUCAAGAUGGUUUACAAUUACAAAGUGGAGAAUGUAGAUCAGCUUGUGCACCAGGAUAUUACAGUGACCGUGGACAAUGUGCUAAAUGUUAUUUAUCUUGUAAAACAUGUUCUGGUCCACGAAGAGAUCAAUGUGUAACAUGUCCACAAGGAUGGCAAUUAGCAGCUGGUGAGUGUCACCCAGAAUGCCCGGAAGGCUUUUUUAAAUCUCAUUUCGGCUGUCAAAAAUGCCAUCAUUAUUGCCGAACAUGUAAAGGUGAAGGUCCACUUAAAUGUACAUCAUGUCCACCUCAUUCGAUGCUUGAUGGUGGUUUAUGUAUUGAAUGUCGAGGCGCCCAAUAUUAUGAUCCUCUAACACAAUUAUGCAAGACUUGUCACAAGAGUUGUCGACGAUGUACAGGUCCAGGUAAAUUCAGCUGUUCUGCGUGUACUUUACCACUACAUUUGGACAAACUUAAUAACCAAUGUGUGCCAUGCUGUUCAUCUCCUAAAACCAAAUCUAUAACUGAAGAAUGUUGUGUUUGUGAUCCAGAAACCGAAAGUUGUAGAAAUAGUUCACCAGCUGGCAAAAGAAGAGUACUUGGAACUGACAUUAAGACUAAUUUAUCAUUUUCAUCAUUCGAUACUCAAUUUGAAAGUCUUAAUGUAAAUAUGAAAGAUCAUCCGGCAAAUGUUACUAUAACAGUAGCUACGAUGAUGGCCGUCGCAAUUUGUAUUGCAUCGAUCGCUUUAUUUGCAGCUAUCUUUAUAGCACUUCAGGCUGCAUCAAAGAAGCGGGAAUCUGCGAUUGGAUACACAAAACUAGCGGUACGAGUUGAAUCAUCAGAUGAAGUUGAAGUAGACGAUAUGACUGAGCUUAUGACAUGAAUGUAUCUGUUGGAAAAAGAAUGCUGAAAAUGAAAAAAAUUUGUUUUAAUGCUAAAAGUAUUAUACCAUUCUAUAAAACUUUUGUAAUUUUAUUAUGGACUUGUGUCAAAAAAAAAGUGACCGGUGUCUUUGAGAAAGUAUUGUUAUUUCGUUGCUCAGAAGAUUCCGUAAACUUCAACGAACCGAAAUGAAAGUGAUAAAAAUGCAAUUCAAGAGAAAUUUAAAGUGUUUUAAGAAAGAAAAAAAAAUGAAUUUCAUGUUAAUAACAAUUAAUUCAAGAAGUAAAACACAAUGAAGUGAGUAAUGAUACAAAAAAAUAUAAUUGAAAUUUAAUGUUUUGAAAAAAUUGUGAAAAAUAUUUCAAAGUGCCUAAUCGAUAA
Molecule: messenger RNA, 5359 nt
Organism: Chelonus insularis
Lineage: Eukaryota; Metazoa; Arthropoda; Insecta; Hymenoptera; Braconidae
Gene: Fur2
Product: furin-like protease 2
Exons: 13
Coding region: 1065-4979 (1304 amino acids)
Biological process (GO): peptide hormone processing
Cellular component (GO): membrane; neuron projection
Molecular function (GO): serine-type endopeptidase activity
Source: RefSeq, a predicted model, not a curated record